This is a messenger RNA of Erigeron canadensis, 456 nucleotides long. RefSeq lists its product as uncharacterized. Bases 1 to 456 code for a protein of 151 amino acids. The record is from RefSeq and is a predicted model, not a curated record. Lineage: Eukaryota; Viridiplantae; Streptophyta; Magnoliopsida; Asterales; Asteraceae. The transcript has a single exon.
AUGAAGGUCCAUCCAGUUUCAAACAUAACCAUCACCAAUUCAGCAACAAUAUGCAAACUCAGGCGUCUGCCACACAUUUUUUCAAAAGUUCUUGAACUCCCAUUUUACUCAAACACCAAUGUUUCGGUCCAAGAAACACCCGAAUCGUUCAAGUUCAUUGUCGAUACAGACGACGACAUAAUAGUAGAUGCCCAUAUUGCAGCACACACUAUUGAAAUAUUUCCGGGUGUUACUAAAGUUAUUGUUAGAGGUACACAUUAUAAUAAUGUAGUUGUUAAUAAUGAAAUGGAAGUUGGUUUGUGGCGGUUUAGGUUGCCAGAAGACACCCAACCAGAGUUAGCUACUGCGGUGUUUGGUCGGGGUGAACUUGUUGUUACUGUCCCUAAAAAUGUUGUUAAUUUGGAUAGAAAUGGAGUUUGGGGUGGUCAAAAUGGGAGGUUUGUUUUAGUACAAUGA